Messenger RNA from Haemorhous mexicanus (house finch), 1494 nucleotides. RefSeq names its product kazal-type serine protease inhibitor domain-containing protein 1-like. The record is from RefSeq and is a predicted model, not a curated record. Gene Ontology annotation, cellular component: extracellular region. Gene Ontology annotation, biological process: regulation of signal transduction; regulation of cell growth. Gene Ontology annotation, molecular function: insulin-like growth factor binding. Lineage: Eukaryota; Metazoa; Chordata; Aves; Passeriformes; Fringillidae. The coding region runs from base 367 to 1278 and encodes 303 amino acids. The transcript has 4 exons.
UAAUGUUUCAGUGGAGCAAGGCUUUGCAAAUUUGGCUCAAUGAGACAUGGAGCAAACAGCUUUUCAGAGAGCUUCAACUCAGCUGUCAGAAGGGGCAGUUUGGUCUCUGUGCAAGCUGUACUCACAUUCCAAACUGCAUUAGGGAAAAGCUGCUGGGUUUUUAUGCAUUUUUAUUAUCAGUUCCAGAUUAGGAAUCUGCUACUGAUUUUUUCUUAAAGCCUGUGUUCAGAGUACAGCUUAUAUUCUAAAACAAAACCAGGAUUGUGAUGUUUUACUCUCAUUAGCUUGCUCUUUUUUGGUUUGCUUUUUUUUCUUCUCCCUGGCUUUACUCCAAGGACCUUUUCUGCUUUUUGUUACACUCUCGAGAUGAAGCACCGGAUGGUUACGGCAGUGCUGGUAGCACUGGUACAGGUUUCACAGAGUUUCCCUGCCUUGUACCACCGAGGCUGGUGGAGGCUGCUAAGGGAAGGAGAUAGUUGUGGAAAAUGUGAUUUGGCACUCUGCUCCGAGCCCAAGGACUGUCCAGCCGGGGCUGUGCUGGAUCGCUGCGGCUGCUGCCCAGAAUGUGGGAACGCGGAGGGUCAGAUCUGCGACUUGGACCAGGGCAACCAUUUCUAUGGGCAGUGUGGGGACCACCUCGAGUGCAGGCUGGAUGCUGAUGAAGCAAGGUUUGGGGAAGUCCCUGAACCCCAGUGUGUGUGCAAAUCUCAAGAAAGCAUCUGUGGACCCGAUGGGAAAACCUACGAAAACAUCUGUCAGUUCAACAAGGCUUACGCUGCGAAAAGAAACAUCAGCAUGAAACAUAAAGGGCCAUGUGAAUCAGCUCCUGUUAUUUCUGUGCCACCUCAGGAUGCCCAGAAUUACACUGGCAAUGAUGUCAUUUUUGGCUGUGAGGUGUCAGCCUAUCCUAUGCCACAGCUUGAAUGGAAAAAAAAGGGGAAUAAAAUGUUUCUGCCAGGAGAUGACACCCACGUCUCUGUCCAGGCAAGAGGUGGGCCUCAGAAGUAUGGUGUGACAAGCUGGCUGCAGAUUCAAGGCCUCAAAAAAUCAGAUGAAGGCAUUUAUAUCUGCCACACCAAAAAUAAGCAUGGUGCAACAUAUGCCUCUGCAAGAUUGAAAGUCAUUGAUGGCCCAUCUCCUGCAUUUGCAUUUACUGCUGGCAGUAGAAGUGCAAGCUACAGUGUUGAAUACGAGGAGUAUUAUGACAAUUCUGAUGAGGAAGAUGAUGAAGAAUAUGAAUCCGGGAACUAUGAUAAUGACAACGAUUCUGAAAAAUAAUUUUUAUACAUCUCUUGUCCAAAUCUUUUCACACUGUUAUAUUUCCCAGUAGUCUCUGUUCUGCAAAUGGCUCCUCUGAUAACACACAUACUUACUUGUGUAUCCACCUUCCUGAAAUGUAGCUUUGAAUGAAGUGUAUCAUGCUACUCACCAGAAGUAAGAACAGUUGUAACACCAAUAUAUUUCGACUAUUAAAUAAAAUGCUUCUACUAAGUA